Brassica oleracea var. oleracea is the source of this 858-nucleotide messenger RNA. Its product is annotated as nucleolin 2-like. The record is from RefSeq and is a predicted model, not a curated record. The transcript has 5 exons. Gene Ontology annotation, biological process: mRNA splicing, via spliceosome. NCBI's taxonomy places the organism in Eukaryota, Viridiplantae, Streptophyta, Magnoliopsida, Brassicales, Brassicaceae. Gene Ontology annotation, molecular function: RNA binding. Gene Ontology annotation, cellular component: nuclear speck. The coding region runs from base 37 to 729 and encodes 230 amino acids.
AUCCCAUCCCGAGAACUGAUAAAAAUAUCGCCGCUAAUGGAAACCCUAGCAAGCAAAGUCGAUCGUCUCAACUUGUCUCCGAUGGACAGUUCCAGGAUCAGGAUCAUUGGGCUGGCAUUGGACGACCCUCGUACUCUUCCACUCAAAACAAAAAUCCGUAACGUUGGGAGGAUUAUUGUUAAGGGGUAUGACGCCAAGCUUCCACAUGACGAUGUUGAAAGCGCUUUGAGAAAACUUUUCUCAUCAUGUGGAGAGAUCAAUGAUAUUUUUAUUAGCGAAACUGAAGAUCGUCUAUACAGUGAUGCUACGAUUUAUUUCAUCGGAGAAGGUGCAGCAGAAAAGGCGUUGCAACUUAGUGGAAGUGACGUUGGAGGAUGGAAGGCCAUUGUUACGCCUUAUCCUUUUCCGGAAGCUGCAGGCCGUUCCCUUAUCGUUUGUGUUACUGGAUAUGACACCUCCCUUAGUAAGAUUAAAAUCGAGAGGGCAUUGCGUCAACAUUUCUCUUCAUGUGGACGGUUGCGUGACUUCGACAUUUCCAAGAAGUUUGCUUCAGCUGAAUUUGGUAUUGUCGGAGAAGAUGCGCAAGACAAGGUGAUGGAGCUUGAUGGAAGCGACAUGGGUGGACGCGAAUUACAUGUUCAGGUUAUUUCUGGGGCAGUAACUGCUGUCCACACGAGGCGUUAUCGUAGCAUACCUAACAAGAGGGCUUGUAAGGUGCAACGCUGUUAAGUAUAUGAUACAAUGGAGGAGCCUUUCUAUCUAUUACGUUCUAUGCUUUCUUAUCUGGAUGUUGUAUUUCUUGUUAAUAUUUCUGAAAACACGAGCAUUUUCCAAUACAUAGAAUCAACUCUUAAUCGA